Messenger RNA from Octodon degus (degu), 7088 nucleotides. It is a transcript of the gene Il34, whose product is annotated as interleukin 34. Gene Ontology annotation, biological process: positive regulation of protein phosphorylation; positive regulation of cell population proliferation; positive regulation of monocyte differentiation. NCBI's taxonomy places the organism in Eukaryota, Metazoa, Chordata, Mammalia, Rodentia, Octodontidae. The record is from RefSeq and is a predicted model, not a curated record. The coding region runs from base 5198 to 5842 and encodes 214 amino acids. The transcript is spliced from 7 exons. Gene Ontology annotation, molecular function: cytokine activity; macrophage colony-stimulating factor receptor binding.
UUUAGGUACCUAUUUGGACUUCUGGCACCCUAUGGCUCCAUGGUGGUGGUUGGCUUUGGCUUGUCCUGGUAACUUGCUGUGCAGACAAACCUUUAGCUCAGUAACCAUGCAGACAUUUAUGAGAGGUGGCUCGUAUUUCUCCCUCCAACUCAGCACCCUUUCACUCUGAGGUGUUGGAAUGAUUGGUUUAGGAUGAUUCCCAGCAGAGCAGUCAUUUAAUGAUGUUCCCUUUGCUUCCAUGCCUCCUUGCCUUGUGACUACUUGAACAGGUCAGUAAAUACAGACACUGGUACUGUCCUGCCCAUGGGAGCAGUGAGUGUAUGUAGGCCCUGUUGAGAGGCAGUGGGUGACUUAAGUUGGGCUUGUAUAUGCAGCAUGCAUCUUAGCCUAGUUUCAGAGGGCCUUGGGAGUGGGUGUAAGGGAGUACUGAACCCGUUGGCCGGAAGUGACCACUUUCAGAAAUGUUUCAGCCCACGCCUAGAAAUUCCUCCUGCCUAGCGUGGGAAUCUAGUCUUUUCAGCAGUCUUUCAGUGCAUUGACCCUGAAGAAAUCUGAGCUCACUGUUCUCAGUGUGGCACAGAGUAAGACGUUUGUUUUGUCUGCCUCUGCUCAGCCACCUAAAUGGGCAGAUUCUCCAGCUGGCACUUCGUGGGAAUCAGGAACAGUAUAUGUGUUGCUGAAGCAAGCACUGGAAAUCAGAAACAGAAGUAAUUAAGAUACAACCUCUGAGCAGCUCAAGUCCAGCACAGAGGUUUCUCUACUUAACUGAAACUAAGUAGCUCUUUAAUCAUGAUUUGGUUUUAGAGUAGUCAUUAGAAACCUAGGUUUGGCCAGGAAUUGAGUUCCUAAAUAACAUGCUUUUUUCUCUUUUUUUUUUUUUUUUUUUUUUUUCUUCCUCUUCCUUAGCUCAUGGAUUUGCAUAGAUACACAGUACUUCUGAAUCCCUUUUGGGAAGUCUAGUUUCAGAACUCAUUUUCCCAUAUAACCCUAAGUCUGUUCUGCCAAAUUGAUACUGAUGUGCUGUUUGAGGCGCUUAGCAGGAAUGAUUGAACAGUGGCUCCUUAUCCCUAGCUGCCUACAUGACUCAGUCUUUUUUUUUUUUUUUUUUUUUUCAGAACCGGGGAUUGAACUCAGACCCUUGUGCUUGCCAGGCGAGCACUUAUUCUACUGAGCUAUCUCCCCAGCCCCAUGACUCAGUCUUGACAGGAAGUUUAUGGAGCCAAAGUGUGGCAACACAACACCUAUAAUCCCAGUACUUGGGAGGUUGAGGCUGCCAGCACCAGAAAUGAGGCUUGAGUAGACUGAGUGGAAUAAUCUUUUUCGUGGCAGCUGCCUCAUGACCUGCAAAAGGUGUUUUAAUGAAGAAUGGGCCUGGAUUAUAGGCCCUAUCUGUAGUUGGUGAGAGGACCUGAUAGAUUGGAAGACCAGGUAAAUCCUGUCUCCAGCCCUACAUUCUUACCAGGCUGCUCAGGACCUGAAAAGGAGGAGGAUCUUGCAGCCCCAAGGCCGCUCAGCUUUGCUCCCACUCUGCUCCUCUGUUCAGCCCCUGUGACUUGGAUCUAAGAGAGGACCUCAAAGUUUUCAGCUGUCUCAGCUUUGCCUUGACCUCAGGAGCAGAGGUUCUGCAGAUGUUCUUUCCUUUGGAAGAUCUCUUGCCAAGAACAGCAUUCCUUGAGGGGAAGGGGUUCAAGUUGAACUGUGGCUGGAAUGUUGCUUUUCUUGGUUUGUGUGGAUGCAUUCUGGCAGGACAGCUGCUAGGGCUGGGAAAGGCGCUCAGCGCGUGGUGUCUCACAGGGAGAGUGCUGGACUCCAGGAUGCUGCUGCUCAUAACCACAGCCAGAAAUGCUGAGGCAUCUUCUGUUGGGAUCAGUCUGGCUUUUGAGUUCCUUUCAGUCCCUAAAUUCUGCUUUCUGUUUGAAGUGGAAGUGUUUGCAUGAGUCACUCGUCAUUUGUAAUGAAAUAUUUUGUGUGCAUAUUUUAAACUUAUUGUAUCCUUAAAAUUUCUAAGAGUUGGCUAUAUCCACAGUUUAGAAGAAAUACCUCUUGCAGAAAUCAAGACUUGUUCAAAAGUAAUGUAGGAGGAACAGAUGGCUCUCUGGUAGGAACACGCUAAACACUUUGGCUGUGGGUGCUUUAUGUGUGGGGACCUGUGAGUCCAGCAUGGAGGACUCAUGACAUUUGAGUGAACUGAAAUCAGGUAUGGAUGACACAGCAUCUGAAACAUCUCCAUCACUGGUCUGAACCAGUGCAAGCAGGAGCUGUUUCUUGAGAGGCUUGGAAUAUCCACCGGGAGUCUUGCCAGUGCUGGAAGAGCAUGUUUACGGAGUACACCUUCUUGUCUCUCAGAUCUGUUCUCAGAGGUCAGAGACUAACCAGACAGUCACUGUCCCUCUGAGCAGGUGAGGGAGCAGUGUCUGCCAGAGGACACAGCAACAAGUUUCAGGAGAGCUGAAGGGCCAUAUCUGAUUAACUCAAGAGCAAACAGGCAUGGCUCCAGACUUAGAGAAAAUCAGAAGAUCCUGGGUCUUUAAAAUAAAGGGUAUGGGAGGUGUUAGGUCAGGGACUGGUAGGAAACAGCUGAGGUUCUCUCUGCAGCUGGGUGAGAACUGUCAAGACACCUGGUCCCUGCUCAGAAGUUUCAGUGUGCCAGGUGUGAUGCACACUUAACAUUCCCAGCACUCGGGAGGCUGAGGCAGGAGCAGAGUGAAUUCAAGGCUAUUCCUGGGCUGUGUAGCUCGAGGCUAGCCUGGCCUCAAAACUGCAGAACAAUUUCAUGAUGCAGACUUCUGAGGAUUUUUCAGUGACUCAGUGAUCAGACAUGAAAAUCACAAGUUGUAUUGGAGGGGGAGGGAACACUGCUGUUAAAAGUGAAACAAUCACGUGUUUUCAAAGAAAACCAAGUUUGGAAAUUUCUGGUUUUGGGAAGGUUUGGGAGAGCCCAGCUGCAAGUAGCUGGAAGGCAGUCUUUAGUACCACCAUACCCUAGCCCACCCACAUCUAGCUGCUUCAUCCAUGCCUUGAGUCUCAGUGCCUAGCCUCUGCGUACCUGCCAGAGCCUGGUCCUCACACUUCAGUCCAGAUCCACCCAGCAUAACACCCUUUACUCUGACUACAAACAUGAAUAAGAGUUGCUUUUGAUGAGGUCUGGGGAUUCUCUCAAGCCGUUUUGGGGUGUGUGUAUAUGUGAGCUAGUAUGUUUAACAGUCUUGAGAAAAGUUUUGAUAAUACCGUGAGUUACCAGCAUCCGUAGCUGUUAGGGUGCCAAGGACACUUGUUGAUGCUAUAACUGAAGGAAGGUGCUUAGGCAAAAGCCACACUCCCUCUGUCAAGCAGUGGAUGUCCACCUCUGUUUGAAUUGAGUUUCCUGUGUAAAAUACAGAAAGUAAGGAUGAUCUGGGGCAUGAUAAUGGGAGAUCGCUGAGUGCCAGGGUGGGAGGCUCCAAAGGGGCAUGGUCCUGGGAUACUAAGCCACCUCUGUCCAGAGCCACUGCCCUGUGGGGUGCUUUGAAAGGCAUCCCAAGCCAGGAGGCAUAGGAGCCGCGGUGGUGUUUGACCCAGCUUCCGCGAAGUUCCGGGCUGGUCCGCAGCUCUUCUUCCCCCCCCCCCCCCCCGCGCCCUCCCACAAGCUGCUUGAGUUGGCCUUUGCAGAGCUCGGGCUGCCCGGAGGAUGUGGUCCAAAGGCCCCUGCUGGGCACAUUCCAGUGGGGGCGGACUCCUGUUGUAAGUUCAAAGAAUCUGUUUUGUCCAUCUAAGAGCAUUUCUUACCAAGAAGUGAAAACCAACUUAACAUUGACAUUUAGAAUGUCCAGGUGCAGACCAGCAUUCCUGCACAAGGUAAUGUGGACCCUGGAUGGAGGGUUCUGGGCUCAUAUUCAGAGAAGUACUUGAGUAGUUGGAACACAGUGCACGCCAGUAAGCCCAACACUAGGGAGGCUGAGACAGGAGGAUCAACUGAGUCCAAAUUGCUUAGCAAGACCCUGCUCCAAAUAAGAGUGAUUUAUAAAAAGAUUUUAGGGCUAGGGAGAUGGUUCAGUAGAAUAAGUGCUUGCCUGGCAAGUGCAAGGGCCUGAGUUCAAUCCCUGGUUCCACCAAAAAAAAAAACCAACCACCCUAAAACAUGGUGCCAUGCUUGUGGGUGCUGCAGAACCCAGUUACUGUAACCCUGUAAGGUGUGUGUGUCUUGGGGCACCUAGGAGUUCCCACAGGGCUGUCUGAGGCUUGGGGUUAGACCUCAGUAACCAAUUGUGGUAUCUUGAUAAGAUAUAUCACAAGCCUGUAGAAUGGUAGGGUUAUUUCUCUGUCCUCAGCUGUGAUGGGAGAUAGUAGGAAAAGGCCUUGUUCACCUAGUAGUCCUGUAUGCACUCCCCAUCAUUGCAUCAGCCAUCUACAGCUCUGUGAUAAGGGCUUUUGUCAGGGGCCUAUCUCCUGGGGAUGGGCCAGGCAGGGCUUCAGAGCAGCACUUACAGCCCGCCUGGAAGCCAGGGCUUGUUUUGCAGGGACCCCUACCACGCCCAGCUGCAUUGGAUCUGUCUGCUGGCUGCUCUCGGGUUUGAUCCUUUCUACUCUGAGGAGGCUGGGGCCACGUGGCCUCGCCCCGCCCUUGCUGGCUCUAGUUCAAGUCUGGUCCGAGCUGUGGUGGCUUGCACUCCAGCUGUCCUCAGAUAGGAAGCCUGCAUCGUGGGCUGGGGCAGCCACAGCCUCUCUUGCCUGGCACCUACUGGCCGCAGUCCUGGGCUUGUGCUUCAGCCCCAAAGCCUCUUUAAGCCCACCAGCAAGCCUUAGGAGACUGCAUCCCGGCCUGUGAACAGAGCCAGACUUCACACUGAGCAGCUGCAGUCGGGGAAAUCAGAGAAAGCACCAUCCAGCCGGAGAUUCCAAGGGACCUGCUGGGGACUCUGUUCUUCCUCUUCCUCAGGAAGGAAGGAAGACCCUGAGGCCACCUGCUGGCACCAGCUCCUGGGCUGCAAUGGGACCAGGAGCCACCGCCCCCAGGCUGUCCUCUGCCCUGCCAGGCAGAUAGGGCAGCUGUGCCCAGGAGGAUCCACCCUCCACCUGCUGUCUGGCACCUCCUCCCGGCUGGCCUUUCCCGGACUUCGUGGCCACCUUUGCUGACCCGAGGCCAUGUAGGCACUGCUCAGGCCUUUGCACACACGACUGGGGACAGCGCCUCUGCUCUCAGGGGACCCAGUGCACCACCAUGCCCUGGGGACUCACCUGGCUGCACUGUCUUGGGAUCCUCCUUGGUGUGGCUUUGGGGAGUGAGGAUUUGGAGGUGUGGCCUUUGACCCAGAAUAAGGAGUGCUCUGUCACCGGCUUCCUGCGGGACAAGCUUCAGUACAAGAACCGGCUUCAGUACAUGAAAUACUACUUCCCCAUCAACUACCGGAUCAGUGUGCCUUAUGAGGGGGUGCUCAGAAUUGCCAACAUCACCAAGCUGCAGAGGGUCCAGGUGAGCGAGCAGGAGCUGCGCUGCCUGUGGGUCUUGGUGAGUCUUAGUGCCGUCGAAUCGGUGCAGGCCGUGCUGCUGGAGGGCCACCCGUCCUGGAGGUACCUGGGGGACGUCCAGAAGCUGCUGCUGAAUGUGCAGCAGGGCCUUGUGAAUGUGAAGAUCAGCCCCAGGGUGGAAGCUGUGUUGUUGGCCCUCAAUACCCCAGGCCUGAAGCUGGUGAGGCCCAAAGCCCUGCUGGACAACUGCUUCCGGGUCAUGGAGCUGCUGUACUGCUCUUGCUGUAAACAAAGCCCCAUCCUAAACUGGCAGGACUGUGAGGUGCCAGGUCUUCAGCCACGCAGUGCAGAGCCCUCAUUGCAGUGUGUGGCCCCCCAGUUGUACCCGGCACCCUAGAAGCCCUCCACCUCCUACCUGGCUCCCUGGGCUUAAGUGUGGGGCCUGUUCAGGGCCCAGGGCUGAGGUCUCUCAGCUUGAGCUGCCUGACCCCAUGUGCAGACAACUGGUGAGUCCCGGGAGUUGGGCUGGCCUGAGACUUCUCACCCUUUGGAGAAGCCCUUUGUCAGAGCUGGGCUCCACUUCUGCCUUCCCACCUGGCUGUCCCCCAGAGAGUGGCAGGGAGCUGCGUGUCCCCUGGCUGUAGGUGGUGCUGAAGUCUCCUCUGGUCAGUGUAGCCAGAGCUGCGCUUCCAGGCAGCAGGUGGAGGCGGGGACCGUGUAGGACUCCAGGCCUCACCGUGGCCCUCUAGCCAGGUGGCACUGACGGUGGAGCCAAAUGCCACAUCUUGCCACAAUGGAUGCUCUCCUAGUUACCUUUUUCUAUUAAACAGCCGCUUGUUUUGUUUUGUUUGGCUUGCUUUGCAUCUGCGAUGGUGAACCUGGCCAGCCAAGGGCAAGCGGGCGGAUGAAGGGUAUGGCCAGUACAGCCCUGGGCUGGUGGUUGGCAUCUGGGCUUCCAUGGAUGGAGCGUUACCUAGGGACAUUCGAGGGUUAACAGUCCUCCCAGCCCUGCCCCAGUCUGUGGCACCUCAGCAGGCCCGAGGGGCGAGGGGCGUCUGAGGUGUGUGUGUCAGAGUGCCAACAGUGACACUGGCGAUCUUCUCUCACUCACCCUGGCUGCCCAGAGAGCCCCCAGCAAGAGAAGCAGAGUGGGAACAUCUCAAAUACCUAGGUCCAGGCCGGAGCCCUGGCUAUGCCUGUUCCUGUGCCGGUGAGACCUGGGGUGACCAUGGCCAGGCUGCAGGGGCGAGAGGGGGGCAGGGAAACAAGGCGGAGGCAGGGGUGUUAAUUACAGUACAACUUUAUUAAUACUGGAAUCUUCACAGUGCAUUUGUUACUUGUAGCAGUGACUAUUUAAAUCAAGGGGAGGAUGGAGUGAAGAGGGCGGGGAGGAGAGAAUUUAUCCAAAAACAGACAGAAAGAAAAGAAACAAAAUGGUCCAGAUGGGAUGAAGGGGGUGGGAGAGUGGAGUCGGGAGGAAAGGGGUGAGUGGGCACCAGGAGGGGCAGCCUGGGGCAGGGAAAUAAAUUAAAAAAAAAAGGGACAAGUUAACAACAGCACCAGAAAAGUUACUUCAGUCAAAAGACGCUUUUGAAAAGAAUAUUUCUCUGUACAAAAUGAAAAAUAAAACGAAUGUAGAGUGA